This is a messenger RNA of Microthlaspi erraticum, 552 nucleotides long. NCBI's taxonomy places the organism in Eukaryota, Viridiplantae, Streptophyta, Magnoliopsida, Brassicales, Brassicaceae. The record is from the annotation of a GenBank genome assembly.
AUGACCGAUCCAAAGAGGGGGCGUGUACAAUGGGAUGAAGCUAAUAUAGAGGAAAUCGAAUCAAACAAACCUGUGAGGCAGAAGAUUACUGAGCCAAAGACACCGUACCAUCCGAUGAUUGAUGAUGAUGAUGGCUCUCUGUCUCCUAGAGGAAGAACGUUUGACGAAUGCGUUGAUGAGAUGGAACGUGAGGAAGAAGUGAGGAACGUUCUGAACGAUGAAGCGGCAGCUUCUUCCAGUAGAAAUACUCGUCAGGGGUCUGCUUCUGGUGGCUGGAGCUCGUCUGAGGAUGAAGAAGAUCCCAUGGAUCAAGAUGAUCAAGGUCCCAAAGGUGGGAAAAAUUCACGUUUCAACGAACACAGAAGAGUGCAUUACGAUGAGUUUCGGAAGGUGAAGGAGCUGAGAUCGUCGGGAUCCUUCUAUGAAGAAGAAGAGGAAGAAGACGACGGCGCGAAAGGCGGUAAAUCGGAGGCAACGACCUCACGGCACACUAAAGGCGUAAACAAAGAGGUAGAUGCAUCAGCCACCAAGUCAUCUUCUUCCUCGAGUUGA